Messenger RNA from Trichosurus vulpecula (common brushtail), 1184 nucleotides. RefSeq names its product C-type lectin domain family 2 member L (gene CLEC2L). The record is from RefSeq and is a predicted model, not a curated record. Lineage: Eukaryota; Metazoa; Chordata; Mammalia; Diprotodontia; Phalangeridae. The transcript has 5 exons. The coding region runs from base 1 to 639 and encodes 212 amino acids.
AUGGAGCCUGUCCGGGAGCCCCCCAGGAGGAGCCGGCCCCCUCCACCACCCGCUCCAGCCGCGUCCGCUCCUUUGCCAAGAGUACUGUCCCCUGGGGACGGGGAGGGCCGGGGCCAGGAGGUGCUGCUGAGAAGAUCAGGAUCCGGGUACGAGGGCAGUACCAGCUGGAAGGCGGCCUUGGAGGAUACAACGACCCGCCUGUUGUUAGGAGCCAUUGCAGUCCUCCUUUUUGCCAUCCUAGUUGUGAUGAGUAUACUUGCUUCCAAGGGCUGUAUCAAAUGUGAUGCGCCAUGCCCAGAAGAUUGGCUACUCUAUGGAAGGAAAUGCUAUUUCUUUUCUGAAGAACCAAGAGAUUGGAACACAGGGCGCCAGUACUGCCACACUCAUGAGGCAUCCCUAACUGUGAUCCAGAGCCAGAAGGAGUUGGAAUUUAUGUUCAAAUUCACCAGGAAGGAACCCUGGAUUGGCCUGAGGAGAGUAGGGGACGAAUUUCACUGGGUCAACGGAGAUCCAUUUCACCCAGACGAGUUCUCUGUCUCAGGUCAUGGGGAGUGUGUCUUCGUGGAUCCCACCAGACUCGUCACAUCAGAUUGCCUGAUGACCAGGCCCUGGGUAUGCAGUAAGAUGGCAUACACGUGAGACAGGGGUGUGGCAGAGUGAGAAGCAGGCCAGUACAUGCCUCUCUCUAUGCCUUGGCCCAGUGAUGAGAGGCCCCAGGUCUCACCCCAACACUCACUACAGAGCCACCGAUCCUGGAAGUUUUCUUUGUCAGCCAUGAAGCUGUGAGACAAUAGUAUAUUAUCCCCAGGUCUUAGCCCUGGGCUCCUGGUUCCCUCCUCUGUACAUAUCCUAUCCAACUUGCUGUGCCAUUCUAGACAGGUUUUGACGCCUGGUUAUGCCUCUGCCUUCCCCUUUGGCUAAGUAGCACACAACUAUGCUUCCCUCAAGGCCACGUGUGGGCACCAUGUACGACUGUUGCCUGUAGUGAGGGAUAACAAAGUGAAUGUUUAUCAUCAACGUUAGCAUCACCUCCCCAUAAGCAGCUCCUACAUUUAUUGUAGCCCCAUGAAAGCAAGUAGCUCCUCUCCGCCGGAUAUUUACUUAUUUUGCUUGAUCAAAGGAGCCCUUCCUGAUGUUUUAGAGGCACUGAAUUUUACCUUAUUCCACUGGUUUUUAACUUAAUU